Messenger RNA from Eimeria acervulina, 2283 nucleotides. RefSeq names its product Rhoptry kinase family protein ROP23 (incomplete catalytic triad), putative. Bases 1 to 2283 code for a protein of 760 amino acids. The transcript has a single exon. Gene Ontology annotation, molecular function: ATP binding; protein kinase activity. Lineage: Eukaryota; Apicomplexa; Conoidasida; Eucoccidiorida; Eimeriidae. Gene Ontology annotation, biological process: protein phosphorylation. The record is from RefSeq and is a predicted model, not a curated record.
AUGGCUUGCAGAGGGAGGCAGCCUCUCGCGGCGCUUAUCUUGCUACAUCUUCUCUCGGUUUUGGUCACUCUUUCUACGUCUCCUACCCUGGCCGUCGUCACCAGUGAAGUGGAGUCGUCUGCGGAUUCACAUUCGCAGCUGGAAAAGACCGAGAAGGAACAGGAAGAGGAAAGCACGAACAUGAACGAGGUUGGGCUUGAAAGCCAGGGACGCAUCCUUCGUGAAGGUUCAACUGACGCCUCUACACCCUCUCUACGAGCUACAGCGCAGCGCGAACUCGGCGAAAAGGAACUUGCUGGCGGAGAGGACCCCAAUGCCGUGACUGGACAGGGCGGCUGGAAGAAGAGAAAGUAUAACAGGGGGAUGAUACCCCCCGCUUCAAUGCCCGUAUCUCCUGCCGCAUUUGCAGUACCGACGGCUUCAUAUGCAGUACCCACGGCUUCAUAUGCAGUACCCACGGCUUCAUAUGCAGUCCCGACGGCUUCAUAUGCAGUACCCACGGCUUCAUAUGCAGUACCCACGGCUUCAUAUGCAGUACCCUCGGCUUCAUAUGCAGUACCCACGGCUUCAUAUGCAGUACAGACAGCUUCAUAUUCAGUACCCACGGCCUCAUAUUCAGUACCCACGGCUUCAUACGCCGUACCCUCGGCUUCAUAUGAAGUACCCACUUCUUCAUAUUCAGUAUCCACUGCUUCAUAUGCAAUGCCCACUACUAAAGUGGUUGGUCGCUCUUCAACUAAUAUGGCUGUAACUUCUACACCCGUGGCUGUACCUUCUGCUGCAAUGGCUAUACCUUCUGCUGCAAUGGCUGUGCCCUCUGCUGCAAUGGCUGUACCCUCUGCUGCAUUGGCUGUACCCUACGCUGCAAUGGCGGUCCCCGCUGUUGCUGCUGCUCCGAUGGCGGCCGAAGGCAUCGGCCUUGACGGAGCUAUAGGUGGUGGCAUCAUGCAGACGCUCAAAAGCAUGAAGAUGUACAUGGGCUUGAAGAAGUAUGCGAAGUACGCAAACGCAGCGGGAUACAACGGCACUCCCUAUGCAAGUGCUUUCCCUCUGUACUCCAACUAUCCAUCCGCUGCGAGCUUUGCCUCUGUCCCGGCCGAGGGGUAUGCAGGCUACAACACCUAUGGGGGGAACAGUAAGUACACCGGUUUCAGUGCAUCUACGGAGACUUUAGGAGGGAUGGGCAAGAAAUCUCGGUACUCAGAGGAGCCCGGGCAGAGAUACCUGGCUCAAGUCUUAAGCAAAAACAGAGCGGGCUGGUGGCUCACCAACAAAGUGUCGCGUUUAGUCGACAUUCUCGGAGGCUUCAUGCCGCAAGGUGUCGAUCAACCUGUGUUGCUUUCUAACGGGUACGAGACGAGAGAGGCGACGUUUCUCAUGGUGCUGCAAAACCAAGAACGCUUCGUUGACUUAUUGGUACAAGACAAGCUGUUUCAGGAGCAGCAGCCGCUGCAGCGGCAGUGGAUCGGGCGGAUGUAUACGGAGGUUCAGGGCCAGUUUUCUGCUUUACAGGCUCUAGACAGGGACUUCGCAAUUGCAAAACUGGCUCCUGCAGGCGAACCUCUAGCCAACUUUCGCCACACUCUGCGCCUCGACAUUCCCAUUGACUUGUACGAGUUCACCAGCCUCAGCACCUUCGUUCAGGCUCCCGACGGCCAGGUCUUUUUAAACGCUAUUUCCCGGCGGCCUUUGAUUCGAGCUACUGCAGAGACGGUACUGGCGAAUGCAGGCACUGGCAAGAGAUCUUACAGGGCGCUGCUGAGUCUGUCUCAGCAAGCGGUGCGAGCGGUGGCCAACUUGAAUUGCCUUCUGAUGGUGCACACCAACAUAAACCCCGCAUCGUUUCUGGUGACGGAGAAAGGAAUUGUCUUCCUCGGCGGGUUGUUUCAGGCCACGCAAAAAGACGCCUCUUUGGUCGAGAACUACAAGUUCACCUUAACGACUCCUGUCUUCUUGCCUCCUGAGUUGAGAGACAACGCGGCGUACGCCAGCAUGACGGCGCUUCCCUCUCAGGACGCAUGGCAGCUGGGGAUGACUCUGUUUACCUUCUGGUGCUCUCAACUAUCCCUCGAUUCUUCAGGAGCCCUCAACUUCGCCAACUGCAUCAGCUGCAUGCCUGCGGAAAUGAAGGAUCUGAUCUUGGGCCUGACUCAAGCCGACCCCAACGCAAGACUGCUUGCUGAAGCUGUGGCACUCACGCAUCCAGCGAUGCUCCUGCCCAUCUUCCCCGACAUGCCCCCCCAGGUAGACGUCGACCAGGAUGACGAACCAUAUGUAGAUUAA